Molecule: messenger RNA, 666 nt
Organism: Drosophila rhopaloa
Lineage: Eukaryota; Metazoa; Arthropoda; Insecta; Diptera; Drosophilidae
Product: nuclear transcription factor Y subunit beta-like
Exons: 1
Coding region: 1-666 (221 amino acids)
Source: RefSeq, a predicted model, not a curated record
AUGAUGUAUUUAUUUUUUCCAGUGUAUGAUGUUGCCUUGGAUAACUAUGUGCUGAAUCGCCAGUGCCGCUGUGCUGACCAAAAAAUGCUCAACGACUCGCCGACGCCCGAGGAACCCACCAAUCUGUGCCAGCCCAGCAAUGUCCUGGAGGCCGCGCCCACUCCGCUUAUGGCUCUGCCGCCUUGCGACGACGAGGAGCACGAUCAUGAGCACGAGCACGAGGAGAGCAUGAAGUACCGGAUCGAUAAGGCCAGCAGCGGAGCCGCAUCGGCGGAACUGGGUAUGCCCGCCUACGAGGCCUGCUCGCCCAAGAUGGACUAUGAUACGCAGGACGAGCUGCCUGACUCGCCGCACUCGCAGCCGCUGCCACCACCGCCUUUGCCCGCGGCCCUGCCGCUUCCACCGCCGCCCACCUCGCAUCCCCAGCAUCUGCAACAGCAACAACACGACGAGGAGCAACAGCAACUGUUGCAGGAGCGCAUCCAGCACGAGUACAUGAAUCAGCAGCAGCAACAUCAGCAUUUGCAACAGCAACACCAGCAUUUGGCCCUCCUGCAGCAGCAGCAACAUGAACAGCAGCAACAACAACAGCAACAUCCGCAACAACAGCAUGGAGUCAACAUGGCCAUUGGCACGACCACAACAAACAACAUUCGACGUAAGUGA